ACGUCAAAAACCCUCGCCAUGUUGUACGGGUCAUGCUUGAGUUUGACAGCCACACAGAAAGAUUGCACGAGACAACAAGGAGAAGAAAAAAUAGCAAAAAUAAUCAGAGUUUCGGCGAGACCCGUUUCGAAGGACGGAUAACACCGAUUCAGGGAAAGAGAAAGACAAAGAGACACGGAACGAUACGCAUACCAUCGACGGUAUCGGAUCAGCUAACAGCACCGAGCAGCACUACGCAACCCAGCAGCAGCAGCAGCAGCAGCAGCAACAUCAACCAGCAGCCGAAAUGUCCGGAGUGAACCUAUCACGCAACGAGGUGGUACAGUUUGUGCUGCGUAUUUCGCUGCUCUCCAUCGUCACCUACUACUCGGCGAAAUGGCUCAUCCGCAACCUGGACCCGUCCAACAAGAGCAAAAAGAAGGCGAUCGAGCAUGCGGAGGAAAUACUGCGAAAGCUAAGCCCAACGAUGAAAAAGUCAGCACUACAAAAUUUGAACGAGUACGAAAUGGUUAUUGCUUCGCAUCUGGUAGUGCCAGAAAACAUUACCGAAAGCUGGGACAGCAUUGCCGGGCUGGAUGAUGUGUGCCAGGAGAUCAAGGAAAGUCUCGUGUUUCCCGUCUGCCACCGGGAUAUGUUUGCUGGCUCGGCACUGUACCAGCCACCGAAGGGAGUGCUUCUAUACGGUCCACCAGGCUGCGGCAAGACACUGAUCGCAAAAGCGACCGCCAAGGAAGCCGGCAUGCGCUUCAUCAACCUCGACGUGGCGAUGCUGACCGACAAAUGGUACGGCGAGUCGCAGAAGCUCGCCUCGGCCGUCUUUACGCUGGCGGUGAAGAUUCAACCCUGCAUCAUCUUCAUCGACGAGAUCGAUUCGUUCCUGCGCGCCCGCAACUCGUCCGACCACGAAGCGACGGCCAUGAUGAAAACGCAGUUCAUGAUGCUGUGGGACGGGCUGAACACCGAGUCCGACUCGACGAUCAUCGUGAUGGGCGCUACCAACCGGCCGCAGGACCUGGACAAAGCCAUUCUGCGCCGCAUGCCCGCCCAGUUCCACAUCGGGCUGCCGAACGAGGAGCAGCGGCACAAGAUCUUGCAGCUGAUUUUGGCCAACGAAAAGGUUGCGCCCGAGGUUGACUAUCUGCAGCUGGCCCGCAAGACGAAUGGAUACUCGGGCUCGGAUCUGAAGGAGGUGUGCCGCAAUGCGUCCGUCCACCGGAUACGGAAGGUGAUGAAGAACAAGGAAAUAAUGAGCGCGGUCCGGGCGGCGGCUAACAGCAAAGCACAGGCAAACGGAACGGCGGCUGGUGGAUCGCAGCUACCGAACGGGUUUAAUGGGGUAACGGCACAGAACGGUGGUUUGGAGCUCGGUACGCCCGCCAUUACGAUGGAGGAUCUGGAGGAGUCGUUGCGCAGUAUGAGGCACUCCAAGUACACGACCGGUGUGCUGAACGAUGCUAGGAUCGAUUUGGACUAAAAGUGUGGUUGGGGACUUGGGGCUAAACCAGUGAGCCGGCCCAGACAGCUAAGAUUUAGAUAGUCGCAGAUUAUCAGAUAAGCAGGCAGUGACGCCGGUAGAGUUAGAAAGCACAUUCAUUGCGGGGAGUGUGAAUUCUUAUUAGAAAAUGAGCAUACUAUUCGAUGGAUGGUUGGGGUUUGGGUUUGGGAUGGACAGACGACGAGCUAUGGCUAACAGGCUAACCAAAACGAGCAUUAAAUUAUCAAUUGUUAGUAGAGACGUGGAUUUGAUCGAAUAUGGAGAAGCAAGAUUCGUCGCGUGUCUGUGACGAAUUACAACCGCAGCAGGUUUAUGCUGUUAAGAUCCUCUCCAAAGGAAAUGUUGAUUUUACGACUGUUGUUCUAAACUAUAUUGAAUGUAAUAAGCAUUAUACACACACACAUCACCACCACCACCAUUGUUGCAAACACAGCAAUACACACCAAACAUUAAAUACCUUAGAAUGUGGAGAAAAGAGCAUAAGUGUAGGUCGUGUGCCGUUGAAUGUAGAACAUAAUAGAUACAUAGAACCCGGGGGGGAAUACAGCAAUAGCACUUGGUUGCAUACGAACCCACGCGACACCCCGCGUAAUCGCUUCAGCCGUUGUAGAUCAGUUAGCUAGCUAGUUAGUAGUGUGUGAUGAUUCCGCCAGAUCGUGUGUGUGUGUGUGUGUGCGAGAGUGUGUUUAGGGAUUAGGUUUUUUGUUGUUGUUUUAGCCAGCAUUCUUCUUUUUAUUUUUUUUCGGUUUUCGGCGUGAGCUGCUUACGCUUUUGUGUUUUCAUAAAUUCCUCAAUUCAGUUUCCUUUCAUCUCUCGGUGGACGAUUCCGUUCGAUGGCAUCUUAAAACAAAAAAUCGCGUAGGUUAACAUAAGUUUUGUAAUUGGAUAACACCGUUGUAGAUACUUUGAGUUUAAGGCGAUGGCGUACAGAGAGAACGGGGAGAGAGAGAUACACGAGAAAAUGGGAAGAAAGCUAAAUAAAAAGUUAUUGAAAAUCUAAAAAA
Messenger RNA from Anopheles merus, 2499 nucleotides. RefSeq names its product outer mitochondrial transmembrane helix translocase-like. Gene Ontology annotation, cellular component: mitochondrial outer membrane. The coding region runs from base 287 to 1474 and encodes 395 amino acids. The transcript has 4 exons. NCBI's taxonomy places the organism in Eukaryota, Metazoa, Arthropoda, Insecta, Diptera, Culicidae. The record is from RefSeq and is a predicted model, not a curated record. Gene Ontology annotation, molecular function: ATP binding; ATP hydrolysis activity.